Molecule: messenger RNA, 2122 nt
Organism: Camellia sinensis
Lineage: Eukaryota; Viridiplantae; Streptophyta; Magnoliopsida; Ericales; Theaceae
Source: RefSeq, a predicted model, not a curated record
UCCUCCAAGCCCAGACCCACUUUCCCACAUUCUGUCUCCUGCUUCCGCUUUCCGGGAAAAUAUCAUGAGAAAAUUCUCAUUAUUAUUAUUAUUGUUAUUAUUAUUAUUAUCACCACUGUCAGCUUUUUUCUCUGUAAAAUAAAAAAGCAAGCACUAAGACAGUCCCAGUUCGAUCUUUACACUCACAAUAAAAAAGCUUAGAUUUUUAUUUUUUUAAUGCAAUGCACAAUGGUAUCUCUACGUUUCGAGGCUCUCUGAGACCUCAUUAUUGAAAUGAACUUUCUUUACAUACCAUUUGGAAUCUCCUUACAGCUGUCUAUAUACAAAUGAGCUGUGUAUAAUCAAAGAUAUGUAUAUAUAUUAGGGUUUUGGAAGCCCUAGCUUUGGUCAAAAAGUAGGUUUCAUUUGACAGAUUUCAAUGUAUAAUAUAUAUAUAUAUAUAUAUUUUUUUUUUCUGGGGUUUCGAGAGGGAAUUUGAAGUUUAAAUUCUCUGGAAAUGGCGGUUUGAUGUGAUUUUGAGGGUUUCACUGCGUUCUAGAAACAGUGAAAAGUGUAAUAUGUGCUGAUUUUGAGGGUUGAAAUCUUUUGUUGGGGAGCUCUGAGAUUGAGGUGGAUGAAUGGUGGUGAGUUUUGGGUGGUUUUGUAUGUGCUUCUGGGUUGGUGGUUGUUUAAUUUGGUAAUUUGAGGUCCAAAAAGCUCAAAAUCUAUAUUGGUAGUAGCUCUGAGAAGAAGAUGGGUUUUGAAUGAUUGUUAGGGUUUCGUUAUGUUUAUUGAACAUUUGAAUGAACUAAACCUGAAGUCUGGUGGAUGUGGAAGAUUUGGGGAACUUUGACAGAGAUUUGUGUAGAACUGAAGGGGUUUCUUUAGAUGUCAGGAGCUCCAAGAGUUAGAUCAUCAAACUUGGCUGGUUCGGAGGCCAGACCGGUCUUUGGACCUGCGGGUAACAAGGUACAGAGGUUGGGGAGUGCACGUAAACCCAUGAUGAAGACACUGAGAACUGAAGAGAAUUCGCUAGAGGAGGUUGCGGCAUUGGCAGAAGAGAGUAAUGGUCUUCCAUCAUCCACUGUUGCUUCACCAUUGAUACCUUUGUCGCAUUCAGUUAGUAUUCCGUCGGCACUUAGUAGGCAAGAGCAUUUACUGCAUUCUAAUUUAUCACUCAAUGCUUCGUGUUCGUCUGAUGCAUCUUCGGAUUCAUUUCAUAGUCGUGCAUCAACUGGUAGGAUAUAUAGGAGAAAUAGUAUGCCCAUCCAUAGGAAGCAAUUGGCCAUGAAGUCAAAAAUAAGUGUAUCUGAUGCCUUUUCAGAGGCUCUACCUGGCAGCUUACAACCGAAGAAAAGGUGUGCCUGGGUGACACCAAAUACUGACCCUCGUUAUGCUGCUUUCCACGAUGAAGAAUGGGGACUCCCUGUACAUGAUGAUAAGAAAUUGUUUGAGCUUCUCAUCUUUUCGGGGGCUUUUGCUGAACUUACAUGGCCAACGAUUCUCAACAAAAGGCACACAUUCAGAGAAGUCUUUGCAGAUUUUGAUCCUAUCUCUGUGGCAAAAUUUAGUGAGAAGAAGAUAGCAGCACCUGGAAGCACAGCAAGCUCGCUAUUAUCAGAGCUCAAAUUAUGUGCCAUUGUUGAGAAUGCACGUCAAAUAUCCAAGGUAACGUUGAAGGGUCAAAUAAUCAAGACUUAUCUGUUAAUGUUGGUACAUCUGCAUCCUCCCACAAUGUACUUCAUGGAAAUACUAUCAGUGCCAUGGAUGUUGAUGUAACUGUCAACAUACCAUUUGCAUUGGUUGAUGAGAUAGCCGAGGCUUCUCCAGCACCUGAAGAUGGCUUACAACUUGGAGAUCAAAUUGUGAAAUUCGGGAAUAUGAAUCUGGUGAUGAUUUGUUGCAAAGCUUGCUUCUGAAGCUCUGUCCAAUCAAGACCGAGAAAUACGUGUAGUGGUUUUGAGGCAAGGUGCACUUAUCAACUUAACAGUCACACCUAGAGCGUGGCAGGGCCAUGGCUUGCUGGGGUAUGUUUGUCAAUCCACUUUUGCAGUGCUCCCUUUUUUGUUUAGAUUAUCCAUUAAACCUUUUAUGCUGUCAUUUCUAGCUGCAUUUUGUGUGAAAAUAUUAGUAUUUGCUGGUU